CCUUCCCCUGCGUCUGCCACUUUGUACAAGACAGCAUUACGAGCGCGACAGGCAAGCCCGAGACGAACGAAGCCGGCAAGAUUUCGGAGGAAAGCUUGGGAGAUCCCUCCGCUGGGGGCUGUGAUCAAAACAAACACAAAAUGAGAAAUAAAGCUCGUCCGCUCCAGCGCGACAGGACGGUCACACUGCUAGCCGAGGACUCGCAGUCUCCUUUUGCGCCGACAACCGAGAACAUCGACCAGCCUAUCCACGACAACAUCGCCUUCCCGGCGUCUAUCCCGUUUCCCUCGCCCUUCGCCCUGUCCCCGGACCUCUACCAGACAUUCCACUUUGCCCCGCGCAUGCAGGAGCAGCCCUUUUUCGCGCUGCAACAGCCGUUUUUCCCGACGCACGACGCCCACGGACAGUUUGCCUUCCCACACGCGCAGUUCGCCUUCCAGCAGCAGAUGCAGCCGCCGCCGCAGAUGCAGCAACCGCAAGCUGAGCACAUUCCGGGCAAGGGCGACUACGAACUGCUCAAGCAGGUCAAGGACGCCAUCCUCAGCGGGCAGCAUGAACACUACAAGCCGCUUCCGAAACCCGCUGCUCUCGCCGACCUCUACAUGGGCCAGCUUCCGGCCGACCUGACUGCUCGACUGCAGGCGUCUACCAACCGCAGCUCGAUCUCAUCGCAGGCUACGGAGCCCUUGACACCGACAACGGCAACGUCGGCGACGACGAAUAUGGACACCAACGGAAUGUCCCAGGACCAUAUCGACGAGCCAAGUCAUCCACCGCCUCGCUUGCAAAACAAGGAGCAGCAGAGGAGGCCAUCGGCGGCUACUGCAACGCCAACAACCCAUACGGCCCCGGCCAAUGCCAAUGGUGCUUCUGCUCCUCAUACUAAUGGUGUCAAAGCUUCUGGCUCAAUGGUAUCGGAACCUGAGAGACCUGCGUCGCACAAGCCCCCUCCAUCCCGACCCGUCGACAAUCCCUCCCCCGUCAAGACCGAGCCUAUCGAUCCGAAGGCAGUGCCUCCCCCUCCUCGCGUUCCCAACGGUACUUCUGGAGCUAUUGAAAAGGACCCCCGCCAUGCGGCGGUCAAGGCCGAUGCCGCCGCGAGACUUGCUCGUGAAGACGCGGAAAGAGACCGCAAUCGCGAAAGGGAUAGAUCUCUCGAGCGCCAGAGGGAACGUCGUGACAGCCUCUCGAGACCUGAUUACCGUGACCGCCGCUUGUCCGAUGCUCGACGUCCUGUGCCCGGUGACCGUCAUUAUGAACCCAGCAGCUACGACCGGCCUCUUCCGCCUCGCGAAGAGUUCAGGCCUCGUGUUGACGAUCGCCGGCCGCCUCCCAGGGACCCUCCUGCCACCUAUGAACGGGCUUCUAGUGCUGCCCCACGUCCUCUUGCUGCCCGUAUUGCUCCGGUUGACUCCAAAGUUGGUCUCACGGAAAGUAAGAGUUUGUCCGCUCUUGGUGAUGCUCGACCAACUACUGCGGUGCCUCGUACUGUUGACCCUGUCCCGGGGGUCCGUCCUGCUGAGCCCCCUCGCCCGCUGGAGGACCGCAUCGGGCCCCCUCCUUCGUCUGGUAGGCCCUUGCAUGAGCGUAUUGGACCUGCUGCUGGUUCGGGGAAGCCUAUUUUGGAAUCCCGCAUCUCUGACCCGAUUUCGCCGACAAGUCGGCCUUCGAAUGCGAGCGCUUCGGACCGUGGUCGACCCGUGGCUCCCGUGGCUGAUCAUGAUCGCUCCUAUAGGCCCAGUAGCCCUGCCCGCGCUGUCUAUCCCCCUCGUGCUGCUUCUGUUCACCCUCGAGACGAUGCCAGACCUGCACGGGGCUCUUCGCCUAUCCGUCCACGUGACACACGCCCGACGGAGCUCAAGCCCAGUACGUAUCGCCCUGGGGAAGACGACCGAUACGACCGCAGGCGGGACUCCAUGGACGUCGACCGCUCGCUACCGAGGACGAUCUACGACCGAACAUUUUCCCCGCCCACGCCAGCGCAGCUGGCCCUCGACCAGGAGCGCGCCCGCCGGAGCCAUUACGCGCCCCCUGCCUCACCCCCUCCGCCCCCUCGGGCUCGCGUCGCAAGCGACGCCGCGUACGACAGCGAGCGCCGGUACCCGCCCGCGACGCGCGACUACUACGCCUACGACCGCGAGCGCGUGCGCGAGCUCGACGACGAGCUGUACAAGCGGCGCGAACGCGACCGCUACGAGCGCGAGCGGGACCUCAUACCGCCGUCGCGCGCGCUGUGGGAGGAGCGCGAGCGGGAGCGCUCCCCGCCGCGCAGCGUGUUCGACACGGUGCGCCCGCCGCUGAGCGCGAGGAUCACGGAUAGCUACGGUGCGCCGGUGGAUGAUCGAUACCUCGACCGGCGGUACGACUCGGGGUCCGUGCGUCCGGCGUCACCACCGUAUACGGGGCGUGUGCGCCCUCGGAGCCCGAGUCCAAUGGGUCGUCGUGCGGGCGAACCGCCCGAGAAGCGGCGGAGGGAAGAAUUGUAUGCGAGCGAGUAUCUGGGGAGCCGGGCUGAGUAUGCGCCGCCACCGAGGGCGGCCUCGCCGCCGAGAUACUACGAUGCACCGGGGUCGUCCGCCGCUGCAGUGGCGAGGGACUACGAUAGGGACUACCCACGGUCGUCUGCAUACCGUGCGCCGUCGCCGCCGCCCAGAUCGGGGUCAGCUGCGUACUUGCCUCGCUAUCGCGACGAGGACAGGCGCUACCCACCGCGUUGAGGUCAUGACAGCAACCGCGACGCAAGGGACUUGAAAGUGAUCUAUCGACUCGGUAAUAGUUAUGCUUGAAUCAAUCUAUGCCAAUAAUCU
Messenger RNA from Schizophyllum commune H4-8, 2807 nucleotides. RefSeq lists its product as uncharacterized. The coding region runs from base 141 to 2717 and encodes 858 amino acids. The transcript has 4 exons. Lineage: Eukaryota; Fungi; Basidiomycota; Agaricomycetes; Agaricales; Schizophyllaceae. The record is from RefSeq and is a predicted model, not a curated record.